UGCUCAUCCCCUGGUUUAAGUUAUUUCUGAGCGUUAGUGUUCUUCAUCAAGUAAAAGGAAGUUGGAAGGGGAAAUGCCACCUCUGUGAAAUAUCACCCAAAGAAAAGCUGAGUAACUUGCCAUUAUUUUGGAGACAGCAAGGAAAGAACAUCUCAGAAGUGGGGCCUCAUCUUUCUAGUUUUAAGACGAGAGAAAAGGAGGAAUUAUUCUUCAGCAAGUUGUGAAAAUAAAUCUACAAUCUUUUAUAAUCAAGAGUUCAGACACCCAGAUACACCAUCCUCCCUCUCCCUGGUGUGUUUUUGCAACCAUCACGGAAGAACCCUCGGUGUGUGGCAAUUGAAUCAUCUUCUGCCCCUGCCUGGUAUAAGCUGUGAGGUGCCCUGUCUCAUUUGGCUUGAAAUUGGUUACUUCUGUUUUCAUCCUCAUCAAGCAGAAGCCAUGUGCCACACACUGAAGUGGGGAACACCAUUACCCAAGCUCUUUCAGCUCUUGGUGCUGGUUGGUCUUUUUGACUUCUGUUCAGGCAUCGUUCAGGUGACCAAAACAGUGAAAGAAAUAGCAGUGCUAUCCUGUGAUUACAACAUAUCCACUGAAGAACUGACUAGAGUCCGAAUAUACUGGCAAAAGGAUAAUGAAAUGGUGCUGGCUGUCAUGUCUGGAAAAGUGAAGGUGUGGCCCAAGUAUGAGAACCGCACCUUCACUGAUGUCACCAAUAACCUCUGCAUUGUGAUCCUGGCUCUGCGCCUGUCAGACAAUGGCACCUACACCUGUGUUGUUCAGAAGCGGGAGAGAGGGUCUUAUAAGCUGGAGCACCUGACUUCGGUGAAGUUAAUGGUCAAAGCUGACUUUCCUGUGCCUAGUAUUACUGCCCUUGGAAAUCCAUCUCCUAACAUCAAAAGGAUAAGGUGCUCAACCUCUGGAGGUUUUCCAGAGCCUCACCUCUCCUGGUUGGAAAAUGGAGAAGAAUUAAAUGCUACCAACACGAUGCUUUCCCAAGAUCCUGAAACUGAGCUCUACAUGAUUAGCAGUGAACUGGAUUUCAAUGUGACAGGCAACCACAGCUUCAUGUGUCUUGUCAAGUAUGGAGGCUUAACAGUGUCACAGACCUUCAACUGGCAAAAAUCAGCUAAACGAGAAACCUCUUCUGCUAAUCAGUUCCUGCUCUUCACCGUUAUUAUAUCAGCCUCAGCAUGUGGGAUUGCAAUAAUACUAAUAUACCGGCUCUGCAGAUCUGCUGCUCCAAGACAGAGAAGGAGGAGGAAUAUGGAGAGCAUGGAAAUGGAAAGGAUCUCCCCAAUCUACCCAGGAUCUGUGGAAGGACCAGGCACCUAGAGGUCCCGCCUGAGACUGACCUCUUCUUGGAGCUUCCUGAGAUGGCCAGGGUUAUCUCACCUUGCCCUUCAUGUAUCUGUUUGCAAGGAGCCUCUCAUUCCAGCGGCUUUGCAGAAAGUGACUGGAGGAGUAUGGUGGGGACAGAAGUUAGCUCUAGUGAUGCUGACCAAGGAUUUGUAAACACAGGCUUUUUUUUUUUUUUUUUUUUUUCCUUAACCCAGUGAGCCACAAUAGGAACUAUGGAAACACAGAAUUCUGUAGGCCUGGAGGAAACAUUAGUGAAUACUAGUCCUUUUUUUUUUCCUUUUUUACGGCCACACCUGUAGUGUAUGUAAGCUCUCAGGCUAGGGGUAGAAUUGGAGCUGCAGUUGCCACCACAGCCACAGCCAAAGCAACACUAGAUCAGGGCCGGUAUCUGCAACCUACGGCAGAGCUUGUAACAACACUGGAUCCUUAACACACUGAGCAAGGCCAGGGAUCAAAUCCGCCUUCUCAUUGACACUAUGUGGGGUUCUUAACCCCUUGAGCCACAAUGGGAACUCCACGAAUACUAGUCUUACCAAUGACAGGGUACUGAAGUUCUGGGAGGUGACCUGAAUUGUAAAGGCCAAGGCUAGAACCCAGAUUUUCCUGGCUCUGGUACUCUUUUCCUUCAUCAAUCUAGCUCUGUGCUAUUAACUGGUAUGUGUACACACACACACACAGAGUUAAAGUGCUUCUGGAAACAGUUUAGCCAGUAUCAAUCUUCUCUACCAGGUUCAGGAGGAAGUAGAGCUAUCCAAAACUAAUUUCCUCUGAUAUGUAAUGCCAAUGACUUAUACACUCCAAAGCAAUAGCUGGGUUGGAGAGGGUGGUUAGUGUGGGUUAAAGAUGCACAUUCUGGAGUUCCUGUUGUGGCUCAGUGGGUUAAGAACCCAAAUAGUAUUCACAAGGAUGAGGGUUCAAUCCCUGGCCUUGCUCAGUGGGUUAACAUUCUAUUGGUUCACAUUGGACUGAUAAUUUCCUUAAAUAGCUUUACUUUAAUUGCAUUUAUAAAAUAUUUAUGAGGAUGUUCUCAGUUAAAAUGAGAUAGGUUUUACUGUGUGUAUGUACUAAAGAUUAAGCUGUCUUUAGAAGAAACUGCUUAAGGUAAUGAAAAAGAGCUUCCACAAGGCUUCUUUAGAUCCCUAAAGUGGCUUUUCCUCCUUGGUAUUUUUGGAUCAUUCUGACAUCAGCAGAGAAUUGAAAAGAAAGAAGUGGCCAACUACUGUUCUUAUGUUACUUAACUCAUGACUCCUCUUUCUCUAAGUGAAUCUUACUUAAGCUGGGGCAACUAGACAUUCUCAUUUGAAAAUCUAGAGUUGGACAGCAAGAGUUGACCAAGUUUCUCAAAUGUGGCUGGAUUUAAAAUGUUUAAUUUUGACAGCUAAAAAGGGACCAGAUUAUGCUAUAUAGUCUAAAGAACAGAGGUAUAUGUUUAAAUAGUUCCUCACAGAACAAAGUUACUGAAGAAAAUAUGGGUAGUAGACUGACAAAAGUGUAAGGUAAGGAAACAACCAUAACAACAACAACAACAACAAACAGGAAUUGCUGCCUUUAGUUAAGAUUCAUAAUCCUCGGACAUGAUCAAAAGGAGACCUUAAGAAGUAAUUAACCACAAAACAAGAGACAAACCCAAGAGACAGCUUAUUUGUACUUUAAACAAUAAAUUAUAGUAAAUUAUUACUUAUUACAUUUAAUAAAUGUAUUAGUACUACUUUCAAAAUUAUUUUACUUCUAUUAUUUUGAUAUUUUUGUGAUAUGAAUAAAAUUAUUUUAAAACCAACCAUCUGAUAAUUUAUAAUUUCUAGUUUAAAGAUUUAACCUGUAUGGGGGUAUGAAUAAAAUAAACCGACUAACUGCCAAUUUGUUACAAUUUAUGAAUGGGAUGAUUAAGAAAAACAUGCUUUUUGGAGUGUGGCAAGAAUAUGUAAAUCGUGGUGAAAAUACAUUGGUGCAGAUGUUCUCAUAUCUCUCCCCCCUUUUUUUUCUUUUUAGGACUGCAUCUGUAGCAUAUGCAAGUUCCCAGGCUAGGUGUUGAACUGGAGCUGCAGCUGCUGGCCUAUGCCACAGCCACAGCGACACCAGAUCCGAGCUAUAUCUGCAACCUACACAGCAGAUCCUUAAUCCACUGAGCAAGGCCAGGGAUCAAACCCGCAUCCUCAUGGAUACUAGUUGGAUUUGUAACCACCAAGCCACAAAGGGAACUCCAGGUUCUCAUACAAUUUUAACUGCUAAUAUCUGCAAUUAGAUAAUGUCCUGUGUGCCACAGCAUUGUGUUAUGCUCUACACAUUUACUACCCAUUCUGGGGUAGAUACUGUUUCAUUUGACAGAAAACUCCAGACUUAAAGUAAAAUGGCUGUGCUGUAGGUCACAUGGAUGCAAAGACACAGGGCUAAGACUGCAAGCCAGUGCCCUGCCUCCAGAGCCCCCAGUUCUAGCCAACACUCUAGGCUGCUUCACAAAUACUGAUCAUGUGAAAGACUUUUUUUUCUUUUGGCUGCACCUUCAACAUGUGGAAGUUCCCAGGCCAGGGAUCAAACCUGUGCGGAUGUUGUGGCCUGUACUAUAGCUGCGGCAAUAACGGAUCCCAAACCUGCUGCACCAUAUGGGAACCUCAAACGCUGCUCAUGUGGGCAACAGCAUUUUCACUAAGUUUAACCCCCAAACAAAGCACAAGCAGUUUUUACCCCUCAGUACACUUGACUCAGUCAUCCCCCCCCACCCCCUCAUUUAGUAAAAGUUACAAUCUGCAGGGCAACUUCCUUUUCCUUCUCAGGCAGCAAGCUCCUGGAGUGCAGAGACUAAGUAUCUAUUAAUCUGAGUAACUCUUGCAUAUACAGCAGAGAUACUUUGUCAGCAAUACUGAGAGAGGAAAUAAGGUCUGGCCUAGCCACUUCCUUUUUUAAGUUUUAUUUCAAAUGGCAUGGGAACCAUCUUUGAUUUUUACUGAAACAAAACCAGGAGUUGCCAUUGUGACUCAACAGGUUAAGAGCCCAACAUAGCGUCAGCGAGGAUACAGGUUCAAUCCCUGGCCCCAAGCUGCAGUGUAGGUCGAAGAUAUGGCUCAGACCUGGCAUUGCUGUGGCUGACGCUGUGGCAGCAACUGUAGUUCCGAUUUGACACCUAGCCUGGGAACUUCCAUAUGCUGCAGGUGAGGCCCUAAAAGAAAACAAAACAAAAAAACCAAGCACUACUACACGUCUGGCACUUACUGUUUCCAGGAACCCAGGGCUUCAGAGACCAUUUGCCUUACCUAGUUCUUUUCUUUUUUUUUUUUUUUUUUUGGCUUUUUGGCUUUUUGCUAUUUCUUUGGGCUGCUCCCGAGGCAUAUGGAGGUUC
Molecule: messenger RNA, 4693 nt
Organism: Sus scrofa (pig)
Lineage: Eukaryota; Metazoa; Chordata; Mammalia; Artiodactyla; Suidae
Gene: CD80
Product: CD80 molecule
Biological process (GO): positive regulation of T cell proliferation; negative regulation of T cell proliferation; cellular response to lipopolysaccharide
Cellular component (GO): external side of plasma membrane
Molecular function (GO): coreceptor activity
Source: RefSeq, a predicted model, not a curated record